AUGGCUCCCUUGUCCAAGAAGCGGCGUCUCGAACUCGGCAACGUCGACACAAAGUUGGUCGAGAUCUACGAGGACCUCGCCAGCGAAAAAGAUGAGAUCCGUCUCAAGGCCGCCCAGGGCCUCGUGUCUCAGUUCACCCCCGACAAGAACCCGGCCGAUGACCAGAUCCAGAAAGUGCUACAGCGCCUCUUCCGUGGUCUCUGCAGUAGUCGCAAAGCUGCGCGCAUUGGCUUCUCGAUCGCCUUGACCGAGGUCCUGACGCAGAUUUUCUCAUCCACCAGAGACGCCGCGCAGUUUGGGCUGUCGGAUGCGCUGAAGAUAUGGGAGGUGCAGUCGAACGCCACUGGCGGCGAGUCCGGACAGGAGCAACGCGAUCACCAUUUCGGCCGUCUCUUCGGCGCAGAAGCCAUCAUCAAAUCCGCCGUCCUCUUCCAGCCUUCCGUGCCUUUUACCGAAUGGACCAAGGUCCUCGACCUCAUCUUUGAACUCGCGCAGAGAAAGCCUUGGAUCCGCGAAGAAUGCGGCUGGAUUAUCUACCGGUGCGUCUACGACUUGUCGGCGCGCGAGGUGGAUGGCAAGUUUGUGGAAGCUGCGCUGGAGCGCCUGUGCUCGCAUGAUCUAGCUCGGUCGCCGGAGGGAAUAGCCAUCUGGCUGGCGGCAAAGGACAUGUUUCCCAAUGCCAAUUUCCCCAGCAAGGUCUGGAAACAUGAUGAUCCGUUGGACACUAAGGAGCGGAACAAUCUCUCCAAAAUUAUGAAAGAGUCUUCUAGUGGGGAGUCCGAGGGGGAGAGCAAAGCGAAUAACGCCAAGUCUUCGGGCGUGUGGAAUUCUAAGCUUCACUUUGCCUGGGAUGCGGUUUUGUCGCGGGCUAGUGAUGCCUCUUCUUCCAAGUCGAAGCAUUCCAAGUCUUCCCGUCUGAGUUUCGUUGAUUUCUGGACCGAAGCUGUUGACAAUGGGCUAUUUGCUUCCGCCUCGUCAGAUGAGCGCAAGUACUGGGGCUUCCUUCUCUUCGUCAGAGUUCUCAACGACGGUACACCGCAGCAGGCCUCCCAUGUCUUCACAAAAAACCUGGUACGCUGUCUGAUGAACCAGCUUGCCGUGGAGGACCGGUACUUGCAUCGCAUGGCGGUCAAAGCCUCGAAAGCAAUCCAGGGCCGUGUGUCGAAAGAGCCCGGGUUCGCUGCGGCAGCUGUGCAUGGCCUGAUGGGAACGGGCGGAGCGAUCAACUUCGACCAGGCUACCAAGACAAAGACCAUUGAGAAGACCGUGGCCGAAGCAAACCAGACUGCCUUGCAGGAGAUUGUCCCUCUGUUCGAGCAGCUCAUCCAGCGACCGGGCACGACCGACGAUAAAACCGCCGCGUCUCAUCGCCAGGUCCUAGCUGGCCUGCUUCUAGCCAUUGUGCGAUCAAAGGUUUCCUCUGAGGAUGACUAUCAGGGAACCAUGGAGCAGAUCCUGUUCAUCUUCGUGCGAUUCGGCUACUUCCUGGAUAACGGCGAAGGGAAAGCCACCGCGGAGCCUGCUCUGGCGCAGUCGACGCAGGAACUCUUCCGCAACCGCAUCAAUUCCUGCCUGAACAGUCUGAUCGUCACACGGAAAUACGCCGCAACUCUGCCAUAUGCCGUUGUGCGCCAGAUCCGCGAGGCGGUCAAGUCUGGAGAAUACGGCAAAUUCACCAUCGUCAUGGACGACAAACUACAGGAGUCCGUGAAGACAUCAUUCAAGGCACUGAAGAAGCUCUCGAGCAAGGAGAAGAAAGGAGAAACCUCUGGCACCGCAGCAUUCAAGCUUCUAUACUCCAUGACCAUUCUCCAGGUCUACAGUGGCGACGCGGAUGCCGUCUCUAUGCUGGACGAGUUGGAGUUCUGCUACACCAAGUUCAUGGGCGACGAUGCAAAGAAGCGGGAUACGUCUGACGCCUCAGAUGCGCUGGUUGAAAUCCUGCUGAGCUUUGCGUCGAAGCAGUCGCAGCUCUUCCGUCGUAUGAGCGAGCAGGUAUUUAGCGCUUUCGCGGACCAGGUCACUGAGAAUGGACUGGAAUCGUUGAUCUCGAUUCUGGAAGCCAAGGAGAGUCUGGCCGGACAACAGGAGAUGUUCGAGGAACAGGAUGAGGAUGGCGAGGAAGAAGAUGGAAGUGACGACGACGAUGUAGAGAUGAUAAAUGUCGAGGAAGCCGACAGCGACGUCGAGGUCGUCGAUGCAGACGGCGCAUCCGAUGCCUCGUCUUCAGACGAAGAGGAAGACGACGAAGAAGAAGACGAAGGAGACGCCCAGGAAGUCUUGGAUUUCGAAGCCAAACUCGCCGCUGCGCUGGGCACCCACCGCGCCGACCAAGACCUCGAAGCCGCCGAGUCCGACUCAGAUGCAGACAUGAACGACGACGAGAUGGAGGAGCUAGACGAGCAGCUAGUCAAAGUAUUCCGCGCGCGCCGCGAGGUAACCUCUCAACACAAGGACAAAAAAGACGCGCGCGAGAACAUGGUCAACUUCAAAAACCGCGUCCUGGACCUGGUAGAGAUCUUCAUCAAGAAGUGCCACUCCCGUCUGCUAGCGCUGGAUCUCCUACUCCCACUCCUCCGGCUCGCGCGCCGGUCAUCCGUCAAGCAGAUCGCCAACAAGGCCACCUCCGUGCUGCGCGAGUACACACGUCUCUGCAAGGGCGCCGCCGUCCCGAAGAUCGAGGACGCCGACGACGAACAAAAUGUCUGGGAGCUGCUGCGCGCUGUGCACAAAGAGGCGACGCACAGUGCCCCGCCGGCGCAUGCGAGUGCCUGCAGCCAGGCGAGUUUGCUCGUGGUCAAGGCUCUCGUUGCCCAUGAUAAGGCGGCUAUUGGCGGCGUGGUGGAUGCAUAUGCGGAGACGAGGAAGGCUCAGCUGUGCAGCGCCAAGUGCCAUGUUCAGCCGGCGUUUUUCUCAGAGUGGAAUAAUUGGUGCGUGUCGGCGAGUAAGCAGUUGAAGAACUGA
Molecule: messenger RNA, 2964 nt
Organism: Penicillium lagena
Lineage: Eukaryota; Fungi; Ascomycota; Eurotiomycetes; Eurotiales; Aspergillaceae
Product: DNA-directed DNA polymerase POL5
Exons: 4
Coding region: 1-2964 (987 amino acids)
Biological process (GO): regulation of DNA-templated transcription
Cellular component (GO): nucleolus
Molecular function (GO): rDNA binding; transcription factor binding
Source: RefSeq, a predicted model, not a curated record